Rubroshorea leprosula is the source of this 777-nucleotide messenger RNA. The record is from the annotation of a GenBank genome assembly. Lineage: Eukaryota; Viridiplantae; Streptophyta; Magnoliopsida; Malvales; Dipterocarpaceae.
AUCACUUAUAUCUCUUCUUCAAUCCAUUUUCUUUGCAACCAAACACAACAAAAUGAAUCCAAUUCCAACCAACGCUACUACACAAGACCCAGAAGAGGUAGAAGAUACCCUUUCUCUCUGCGAUCUCCCACUUCACUACCAAGGAUCCGAUUCCCCUGUUUCCCCAAACUCCCCUUCUCAUCCACAAGACCUCUUUGAUUUCUCCUUCAAUCCACGAUCCGCUUCUUUUAACAGCAGCAUCGUCUUUUGUGGGAAAAUCGUGGAAGAACAAAAACGGGAUGAAAUCGAUGACUUUUCCGUGGAUCAAAGCCGGUAUCUUUUCCCCCUGAGCUCCGCUCGGCUUAUGAACAGCGAACACAAGAAAUUUAGGGACAAUUCGGGAAAAGCUGGCGUGGUGAAUUCAAAACCUGCUUCUUUGGAGUCGGCAGCCAGGUUCGGGAGUUGCCGGUACGGUAGUUCCAGGAAGCACAACGUGUUGAUUGGAUUGGCGAGGAUUCCAGCGAAGAUGGAGCUGAGUGAUAUAAAGAAGAGACAGAGUAAGAGAAAUCCGGCGCCGUUGUUUGUGAUGGAGGGUGGUGGGCAGCCGGAUUUGACCGUUAAAGGAGGUGGCGUCGGCUUGAGAGCGCUGAUGAAGCCGUUGAGGUGUAGAGCGCACCUUGCAAGAGCGUUGGCUAAGGCUUCUUUGGGCUGUAUUGGAUAUGUGUGAAUCGGGCUGUAUUGGGCACGGGCGAAGAGGCUUUGCACUUUUUUAUUAAAAAAUAUAUAUAUAUUUUUUUU